Molecule: messenger RNA, 948 nt
Organism: Lactuca virosa
Lineage: Eukaryota; Viridiplantae; Streptophyta; Magnoliopsida; Asterales; Asteraceae
Source: the annotation of a GenBank genome assembly
AUGUGUUCCACUAAGCAUAAGCAAAAGCAUAGGAGCUCCUCCGCCGCGUACACCGUCGUCGACAAGGCCUCUUCGGCCUCCUCAGAGGAAGACGGAGACUGGAGGCAAGAAGCAAUCAACGGUGGAUCUCUCAAGCUUGUAGACCUCGAUACUGGAUCCAAUGGUUGGGCGUCCCCUCCCGGUGAUCUAUUCUCUCUCCGCGGCAGUAACUACUUCACCAAGAAGCAGAAGUGCCCCUCCGGUCCAUGGCUCCUUCAUCCUGCAGGUGUCGAUUGGCUCCGUUCUGCAUCUAAACUCGACCACGUCCUAUCACGCGCCGACAACCGUGUGAUGCACGCGCUUAGGAAGUCUCAGUGCGAAGGAAGCAGCACUGCGAAGAGUUUCGUAUUGGCCGUGAACUUACAGGUUCCAGGUAGGGAUCAUCAUAGUGCUGUGUUCUACUUCGCAACAGACGAUCCGAUUCCCUCCGGUUCACUUCUCUAUCGUUUCAUCCACGGCGACGACGCCUUCCGCAACCAGCGGUUUAAGAUCGUGAACCGUAUCGUCAAAGGGCCGUGGAUCGUGAAAGCCACCGUCGGGAACUACUCCGCUUGCCUGCUCGGAAAAGCCCUGAAUUGCCACUACCACAGCGGCCCGAAUUACCUAGAGAUUGACGUCGACAUCGGUAGCUCGAAGGUCGCCACUGCGAUUCUGCGUUUGGCGUUGGGGUGCGUCACGGCUGUGACAAUCGAUAUGGGGUUUGCAGUUGAAGCUCAGGAAGAAGAGGAUUUACCGGAGAAGUUGUUUGGAGCAGUUAGGAUAUGUCAAAUGGAGAUGUCUUCUGCGACGUUCGUCGAUACAGCAACAAAUAGACCAUUGACACAAACAGCUCACAGUAAUCGUGUUCAAGCAUCGGAUCUGCAGGAUGACGAUGACGAUGACGACGCGAAUAUUAAUAUUGAGAAAUGA